UAGAUAGAUUACAAAUUGUUUAUUUUGUUUAUUUAGUAAUUUUAAUAAGGACUCUAUAACCAAAAUGAGUAGCUGACUCCUCCUGCACUGUGCAGUACCACCAUGAAGGUUUUUAUAUGAAGGAAAAUCAGUGAACUUCAGGGCGCAUCAGCUAUUGUUACAAUGAGGAAGAGGACUGAGAAGAGAAGAAGAGCGCAUGCUUGAUGCUGACGCAAAAUAUGGGAAACGAAACUUAGUGAGGCUAGACUAGCUCCGGUUACCGUGCAGGAGAGCAGAGACGCUCCAGCUGCGCUCCGGUCCGUCACCGACACCGGGACACUCAGAGCAGACACAUUGAAGCAAAGUUUGGACAUUUUUCUCAGACUCCGGCCUUCAGUUUAGAUAUAGAUAAUGAAAAGUUACGACCUAAUUCUGUCAGAGGUCCCUUAGUUAAUCGGACUUGUAACUAAAUCUGGGUCUAUAUUGUGACUGGCUGCUUGAGCUCUGAGCAUAUUCCUACAAUCCAAAACAGUUUUGAACCCAGGUGCUGCCUUUAGCAUUAUGAACGCAUCACAAUGUCAGCUAGUGAAUCUAAACUGGCUCCUCUUUCGUCAACGCAUGACCUCAAACUCGUGUGCGCUAAGUGCUCCGUCCGGGCGAAAGAGAUCACGUAUACGUUAAAACCAGUCCUCCACCAGUGUGCGCGCGAUCUCCUGCUCUGCAGAGCCAAAGGUGGCGGCAAAUGGAGGCCCGUUGCUAAACGGCCCACCUUUCCAAAUCCAAGUCAGUAUGCGGUAUGUUGUUUCUUUAAGGAGGGCUCUGGAUGCACAUACCACAAGAACCGGUGCACCUUUGCCAGAAGUGACGAGGAAGCCGUCGUUUGGACAUUUGAAAAGCGUGGCAGACUAAACCGCGUGCUUCUCUGUAACCUGAUAACUCAGUCUGAGAGAGGAUAUGUUCCGCCUGAUUAUACUGAGGGACCACUGAGGGACCACUUGCCAACUCUAGAUUUGAAGGCUGUGUGUGAUCUGUGUUCUAUCGAGGAGAAGGAAAUAACAUACACAGUUCAGUCAGUUAGUCACAAGUGCAGUAGAAAUGUGCUUUUAGCCAAAGACAAAGCCUCCGACCAAUGGAGGCCUGUAUCUGAGCGGCCAACGUUUGGAAACUUUGGUCGGAAUGUUCUUUACCAAGUGUGUGACUUCUUUGUUGAGGGCUCUGGAUGCACACAACACGGACAGGGAUGCACUUAUGCCAAAAGCCUCGAAGAGGCCUCUGUAUGGAACUAUUUUAGAGACAGAGGAAUUGACAAAGACAAGUUACUCAGACUCGUAAUCGAGUCUGAGCCUAGUUCAGUAACACCAGAAAGUGCAGCUGAAAGCAUACUCCAACAGCUUUCAGGGGAAUUCAUCGAGCUCUGCAAAGACUGCUUUCACGAUCGAAAACUAACAGCCAAGAGGUGGAAUUCCACUUGCUCGGCAGAAGAAGCGCACACCUGGGACCCGGUCUUAGUUCAUCACCUAGCAGAGAAUAGUAGAAAGCACAUCUACAGCCAGGUGCGCCCUCUUCACCCGAACUGUCAGUUCGAGUACUGCAGUCAUGUCAGGCAAGGCAAGCCCUGUUGGCACCAGGCCGGCCACUGCCAGUCUGCCCAGAGCGAGGUGGAGAUGGCUGUGUGGAAGGCAGAGCACAGCGGGCUCUCCGUACGGCCUCAUCUCCUUCAGUUGAGCCGGAAGGAGCAGACGGAGCCCAGGAAGGUCACCAUGUACUGCAAGGUUUGCCUCCUGGUCCUUUCCUCUCCAGAGAGCUUCUACAAGCACUGCUCCUCGUUGGAGCACGCCCAGUUACUCUCCGAGGACACCACCACCAAGUGGAGAGGACGACAGCCGCCGCCACACAACCACCGAUCAGAGUUGUGGCUGUGUGAGAGACCACAAACGUGCGAGUAUGGCGACAAAUGUCCAAAAGCUCAUUCUGUAGGAGAGCUGCAGGAGUGGUUGAUGCGUGCUGCAGAGGAGAAGGAGAUCAGAACCAACAUGGGAGCCCAGGGUCUCAUGUGCUACAACGAAAGGCUCUUGGAGGAGUACAAAAACAGCAGUAAUGAAGUACACGUUAUAUCAGAACAAGUUGACGAUGUCAGCAUCUCUUGUGACGAAGAUUUGACUGUGGAGUGUCAACAGGUCAAUGCAACACUGCAAUGGAACUUCCAAGUUGAAACAGAGAGACAGCUUGUGCAUGUGGCGCUGCUGAAGCAAGAACCAGGAGCUUCAUUCACCCUUGGUGACAUCAGUUCUGAGCCCUGCAUCUACUCCUCGGGUGAACACUUUCUCAGCAAAGACACGACCUAUGACAUCACCGUGUCUUUCAAAUCCAUCAACCCAGGCCUAUAUGACCAGUGGUUAGUGCUAGAUUUUGACAUGAGGCCAGUGCUCUUGAAGAAACUCAGAGUAAGAGUAGGCCAGCCGUCACUGGAUGACAUUGAACAACCAACUCUGAACCGUGGAGCCAGAUUUCAAAGUGCUGAGCGUUGGCAUCGAGGGAACAGGGUUAUCAUCCCAUGUUCGUCCAGAACAGAAGAACAGGAGGAGCUGCUAAAGCAGUACAAGCCUCCUCAGAUUAGCUUUGUGUAUAAGUCCUCCUACAACAGCCAAACACCUCUGAACAAUGAGAACUACAAAGAAAGAAUGCACCACUUCCUGUACACUGAGGAACGGGCAGAGGACCAGAUUGUUUCAAGAUUAAAUGUUUGUGGAGAAAUUACAACAUUGGAUACGUUGAACAGUGCAAAGUUUGGCAUGAUGAUGGCUCCUUGGGGAGCACUGUUCUGUGCUGUGCCGAUUCCUUGUAAUCUCACACCAGACACCCCUGAGGGACUGGCACUAAAACGAAGCAUCCAGUCUGGCCUGAUAGCCCCUUUAUCUUCAAGUGGUCGAAACUCCAAGGUCUAUGAAGCCAUCAUUCUGCAAGACGAAACAAGUGAGAACAAAAUGUAUUUGCAACUGUCGAAAAAAUGUUGCUCCGAUCUUACACUCAAAAGCAAUGAAUCCUAUCAAAUGGAGGUGCAGUUUCAGCUGUAUCGCCACAGCUUCUGCGCCAUGCACAAGACCAUAGACCUCCUUCCUGAUACAAAAAAAGUGCUACCAGACCUUAAAAACUGUGUAGUUCCUGUGAGUAACAUCCACUAUGAGAAGCUGAAUACAAAGCAGCAGUCGGCAAUUGACUUCAUCUCAGGUCAUUCGAAUGUCCAAAAAGAGGUGGCACCACUCCUCAUCUAUGGACCAUUUGGAACUGGGAAAACAUUCACCCUCGCUACGGCAGCCAGAGAGCUUUGUAAGCAGCCUCACAACAAAGUGCUAAUUUGCACCCACACCAACAGUUCUGCAGAUCUGUACGUCAGAGAUCACUUCCAUCCAUUCAUCGACAAGAAAAAUGAUGGAAUGACGCCAAUCCGCAUAAAAGCAAACAAUAAGAGUGCUUUGUUUGCCACAGAUGCGAUUACUUUGAAAUACUGUUUGCUUUCGGAAGAUGGACAGUAUUUUCUACCACCUACAAAAGCUGCCCUUGAUGGCAACAAAAUAGUCAUCACCACCACAACAAUGACGAAACGUUUUCAUGACCUCAAGCUCCCAGAAGGAUACUUCACCCACAUACUAAUUGAUGAAGCCUCUCAGAUGCUAGAAUGUGAAGCUUUGAUGGCCCUUGCUCUUGCUGGGCCAAACACCAGAGUUGUUUUGGCUGGAGAUCACAUGCAAAUGGGACCCAAGCUGUUCUCAGUCGAUGAUCAUCACCGUUCAAAUCACACACUCCUUAAUCGCUUGUUCCACUACUAUCAAGGCCAAAAGUGUGAUGCUGCCCAGAACAGUAGAAUCAUUUUCAGUGAAAACUACCGCUCAACCAAAGAAAUUGUGGAGUUUGUGUCCACCCAUUUCUAUGUUGGUAAGAAUGAUGUCAUCAAAGCUAGUGGAAAGAUUCCGGCUCCUGCAAAUGGCCAUGCUCUAAAGUUUCACCAUGUUCGGGGAGAGUGUCUCUUGGACACUGGGUCAAUGUCUUGGUACAACAAAGAAGAGGUUGCCAAAGUGGUUGAAGCAGUGGAAGAGAUUCUCGAACACUGGCCACUGACCUGGGGGACCAAGGACCAAAGCUCAAUCUGCGUUCUAUCAGAGGGAUUUCAGGUUCGGCAAAUUAGGACAGCCCUUUCGAGAAGAAGGCUUGCUGGAGUCUAUGUUGACAACCUUGCAAAUGUGCAAGGCAAACAGUUCAGAGCAGUCAUAAUGACAGCUGUGCAAACACGUGACAGCCUAAAAACAUCUCACCUGCCUGGUCUGGAGCUGUUCAAUGAUGCCCGUGUGUUAAACACUGCAAUGACUAGGGCUCAGUCCCAUGUGGUUGUGGUUGGAGAUGCUGCUGCCCUCUGUUGCUUUGGGAAAUGCUCAGGAGUCUGGAAGAGCUACAUAGACCAUUGCAUCAGCAACAACAGUGUUGCACCACAGCAUUUCACCAAAGAUUUCUUCGAAAAAGAUGUUAUGGAAACUGCAAGGUUUCAAAAGUCUGAACAUGUGGAUGAGAGCCACAUUCUCAGCGACGCAAUUCUUCAAGAGUUGAAAGAUGAAUAUGAACAGCUGCAAACAGAAUAUAACUCGGAUGAAGACAGAACGCAACUUAAAGACGUUGACCACCACAACUCAAGAUCAUCACACACUAUCAGUAAUGUCAAUACAGACCUUUUGGAGUUGUGUAAAAAACAACCAGAGGUGUACAAGCAUGGAAAACUGGUCAGGGAGUCAUGUAACAGAGGUUAUGUCAUACCAUUUCAUAACCCCAGCAGACGUAUCAGCAUCGAGGGAAGGGAAAACCUGGGUAAGGUCUUCACUGGAGAUGAAGUUGUCUUAAAAACAGCAAAAGUGGUCAGCAUCACCAAGGAAGCUGAAUCAGCCCGUGUACUUGUGUGUGUGCUUGAGGAUAUGGAUCACAGCAGGCCAAGACAUCUUUCUGAAAACACAUUUCAUGUCAAAAGGACGAUGAUGCCCAUUACAAAAUCUGCACCCAAAGUACGCAUACUGAUCAGCAAGAAAAAACGUAACUUCCUUCCAAUAUAUGAGCAAAUUAAUGGAAAGUGGACGAUCGCAGCAUACGAACGUCUUGACGAAAAGCUCACACAAAACAAUGUGUUUGUGGUGCAAGUGAUUGACUGGAAAGAAAAUUGUACUUUUCCAUUGGGGAACGUCAUAGAUAUUCUUCCAAUCGGAAAUUCUUCGGCUGAUGGACUAAAGAUCCUGAAUGAAGAAUUCAAAGUUGAACCCAAUACAUGUAAAUCAGACGAGGUUCUCUCCUCCAAAGAUGAAGACAGGACACACAGAAAGGACAAAACUGAGAUAAUCACUUUCACUGUUGAUCCAAAAGAAGCACAAGACUUGGAUGAUGCCAUCAGUGUCAGGGAAAUUGAAGACCACUAUGAGUUGGGAGUCCAUAUUGCAGAUGUUGCAAGCUUUGUGAGUCCAGGUGGUGAAUUAGAUGAGGUUGCAAAACAACGUGGUGCUACAUAUUAUGGCAGUAGGGAAAAAAACAUGCAUAUGUUCCCCCAAAAGAGCACUGAAUGCUUCAGUCUGCUAUCAGAUAACAAAUGUCGCAGGGCGGUUUCAUUAAUGUUCAAAGUAAACAAGAAAACAAAUGAGAUAAUUGGACAGCCCGAAUUCCAGCUGUCAUCGAUCAAGUCUAACAAGCAGUUGUCUUAUGAAGAGGCAGAGGACAUGAUCUCCGAAAGAUAUAGAGAGAGACCUACAUUUGACUCUGUUGCAGGCUGUGUCUCAGUGGCUUAUUGUUUUGCAAAAGCUCAAAGGAAGAUUAGACUUAAACUGGAUUGGGUUUAUUCUCAACCUGAUGAUGAGAGAUUGCCCGGAAAGCGCAAAGCCAAUCUGAUGAUUGAAGAGUUGAGUGUGUUAUUCAAUACACAUGCAGCUGAGAAUUUGAUUGGUUCAGAGAGAACCAGGUAUUGCACACCCCUUCGCUGUCAGGCAGAACCAGAUCCUGAAAAGAUUGAAGAAUUCAAGAAGAAAUGCGGAGAAUUAAUACCACUGUCUUUUCAUGUGCGACACAAAGUUGACCAUGAUGAACAACAAGCCCCAAACUGUGAAAACUUCCGCAUACUCACAGAGGUGUGGGAAGAUAUCCAGGCAGCUGCCAGAACAGAUGAUAUCGACAAAAUGGUGGACCUGAUUGCUGCAGAUGACAUCCACCCUCUGCUCCAGCCAGUCACUGAUCAGUUCAGAAGGUGCUCUAGCAAAGCUGAGGUCAUCUGUUCCAACUCCUCCUCCGAAGCACAGGUUGGGCAUUAUUCUCAGAAUGUAAGAUCUUACACACAAGCAUCCUCACCAAUACGGCGGUACAUGGACAUCAUCUUGCAGAGACUUUUGCACUCCUUCAUAUGUAACAGGGAUGUCCAAUACACUGCACCCCAGAUUAUGACUUUGUGCAGUGAAUUUGAGCACAAGCUGAAGGAUGCCAAGGUAUAUGAACAAAAGGCUGAGCAGAUCUUCUAUGCAGUGAGCAUGAUAAAACAAAGUGCUUCAAAGCUGGCCUUUGUUGUUAGUCUCAACAGAGAAAGUUUUGCAGUGGCAUUUCCUUUCAACAAGAACAUAUUUGCAGAGAGUCUAUCAAUUAUGUACAAAGAUUUACAAUUGUGUGACCAACCAAUUCUUGAUGAAACAAAUGACUGCGUCACUCUUACAUGGAAAAGGCGGAUCUAUGCAGUUGACAACAUGCAAAUCCACCAAGAGUUGAAAAUGCCAGACUGUGAUCGCUGUGUUGAGCUUCCACUGACAAUAUGGAAAGCCACUGUCGAAGCAAUUGACAAAGAAAACUGGGAUCUCGCAAAGUCUCUCACAAUGGACGCUAACAAAAAGCGACUGGAAAAACUAAAUAUUCUGCCACAAUCAUCUGAGGUACCUGAGGGGACUAACUCAUGUACCUCCGAGGAGCAAGAGGAACAAAGGGAGCAUGAAGUUGACAUCGAGCUCCAGUUGCAGAGAGGUGACACCCUUCAGGUCCAAAUGACAAAAGAAACAAAAAGAGGUUAUCUCAUGCCUGCUGUUCAGUUGGUGCGCAUUAAACCAAAGUUUGAGAUUUGUGUGCACCAUGUCCACAGCCCUAUCACAUGCUUCUCCAGAUCUGCAGAUGAUCCAUCAAGGAUUUAUUAUAGCGACAUCGAGGAGUAUGUACGGAUCUGGACACCAAUGUGUGAGAUGGAAUCUGCUUCCAAUGCAGUGGGCGAAAGUGACAGCAUAGUCAUCGAGAACCUGGUGGUAAACUUCAAUCAAGAGCAGGGAGGCACACUAACUGGAAGUUUCUUCUUGCCUCUGGCAUGGAUCAAUGAAUGGGCCAUUGAAUGUAACUUACUGAAAACGUGCUUACUGUGCAUACGGAAAAGAGGUUUGAAGUUGUCUUCCACCCUGGAAAGUUCCGCACUGGUGGACCCAAGAGAGUUCACAUGGGUGGCCCAUGGUGUCACAAAGGAAGAAGAACGGAAAAAACCUCCAAAUGCAGGAAGUAAAGUGGAGUUCUAUGUCAAUCACCUGCCAAUGGAGUCCAUUCCCGAUUGUGUCUUUCAGAAAAACACUUGUUUCACAGUUGAAAUAAUCCCAAAGCUUGUGCCUGACAUCCGGAAAGAAAGUGCUGUGGACAGCAUUACAACUGCAUGUUAUCUUGUCAAGACUAUAGCACUUGGAAAACACAUUCCAAGAGAGGUAAAACCAAUGUGGCACACCAUGAGGAAUAAGCUACCAAAUGAACUGCCACCAUUUAACCUGAGUCAGCAUCUUGCAGUGGAGAAAGCUCUAAAUAAUACCUUCACACUUAUACAGGGACCACCUGGAACUGGAAAGACAGUAGUUGGUGCGUACAUAGUGUUCUGUUUCUUUGAGAUGAACUCUAAGAACCAAAGGAAAUUGGAUGACCCAAAGGAUAAAAACAAAAAGCAAGUUAUUCUCUACUGUGGCCCAUCCAACAAGUCUGUUGAUGUUGUUGCAGAGUACUUGUUGAAGUUUGGGGACAGACUAACGCCCCUCAGGGUCUACGGCCAACAAGUGGAGAUGCUUGAUUACCCUUAUCCAGACUGCACUCAUCAGUUUUCCCGGAGGGCACUCCGCCAAGAACGUGCCAAAUCAGAGCUCAGGAGCAUCACUCUGCAUCACCGCAUGCGACAAGAACAAAACCCUUUUUCGGGUAAAAUAAAAGAUUUUGAUCGACGCAUUAAACUUGCCCUUGAGGAAGAAGGAGAGGAGCUGACUGAUGAAGAAGUGAAAGAAUACAAAAAACUUCUCCAAGAUGCACGGACAUAUGAGCUUGAACGGCAUGACAUCAUACUGUGCACAUGUACACAGUCGUCCACCCCGAGUUUGACUAAGACAGUCAGUGCACGUCAGAUCCUCAUUGAUGAAUGUGCAAUGGCCACUGAACCCCAGACCCUGAUUCCAUUAGUCUGCAACAACCCAGAAAAGAUUAUUUUGAUUGGUGACCACAAACAGUUGCGACCCAUUGUGACAAAUGAACGUGUGAGGAAGCUGGGAAUGGCCAAGUCGCUGUUCGAACGCUACUAUACAAUUCACAAGAGCAGGGCAGUGAUGCUGGAUACCCAAUACAGAAUGCACAAGGACAUAUGCGAGUUUCCGUCAGAAGAAUAUUAUGAGGGAAAACUGAAAACUGGGGUGGAGCAGCCGAGCAGCGUCCUGCGUGUUGAAAAGAGGACGAUGCCAAUUGUUUUUGGGGACGUCAAAGGAAAGACCAUCAGUCUGGUUGUCAACACGGCCAAGGGCAACCAGAACUCCAAAGCAAACCAGGAAGAGAGAGACAAAGUGAUUGAGAUUGCUGAAAAGCUGGUGAAGGAUGCCAAAAUCGAAGAGCAAAGUAUUGUGAUUUUGUCGCCUUAUAAUGCCCAAGUGUCAGAAAUCAGAGACGAGCUGAGGAAGAAGAAGAAUCUGACUAAAAUCACCGUUACCACAAUCACUAAAAGCCAAGGAAGUGAAUGGCGGUAUGUGAUCAUAUCUACAGUGUGCUCUCUGCCAAGUGAAGAGAUUGAGAGAGAACCAGACGGAGCUUGGCUGUCCAAACAUAUAGGCUUUGUGGGUGAUCCAAACCAGAUAAAUGUAGGCAUCACCAGAGCCAAGGAGGGACUUUGCAUCAUUGGGAACCAAGAGUUGCUGAGCUGCAGUAGAGCUUGGAAACAGCUCCUGAAGCACUACAAGGUUCACAAUGCAGUGACAGAUGCAGACAAGAUUUCAGUGUGUCGUGCCACAUAGCUGAUCUCAUCUAUCAUUUUUAAGAGACUAGACAAGCUGCAGACCAGAGUUCCUACACUCACGCAACAGCACAACUUCAUGAAAUAUGUAUAUACUUUUUUCUAUGAUGUCGCAGUAACAUUUUAUGUACUUUUUACAGUUUUAUAGCAUAUUUGGGGUUUUUGAUAUUGUAUUUGACACUGUUUUUUUUGUGCUUUGAUUUACAUACACCUUUUUAUUAAAUAUACAUCUGUAAAAAGGAAACCCUACAACUACUAGAUAGGUUUUUAAUGUUUUUCUUUAUUAUUAUUUGUCAUUUUUGUUACUACAAUUUAAGAUAUUGCAUUUAAGAAAAGCUGUAAAUACUUUAUUACACAAUGCUAAUCUUAACUACAGACAGAUGACAGUUCAAGAGUUCAGCUCUUGUUGUUUGGAUCUUUUAAUUCAUCUUAAGGUUUAGUUUAAAUGUAUUUACCACUAUGAAGUCACCUCCAGCGAGGCAUUGUUCCUGUUUACUGCUGAAUGAAUCAGCAUUUGUUUUCAUUGCAUUGACACCAUGGUCUUAACCAUUAAGUGAGUCUAGUCUGUAGGUUUUUUUUUUAUGUUUGACCUCUCAUAGCAUUGGUUUUUUUUUUAUACUUUUUAGAUGUUGUAUGCUCUGGGAUUAGCUUUGGCUAAAGACAUGUUAAUAAAACAUUUUCAUUGCUUAAAACAG
Messenger RNA from Sebastes umbrosus (honeycomb rockfish), 9960 nucleotides. Its product is annotated as helicase with zinc finger domain 2-like. The transcript is spliced from 20 exons. Lineage: Eukaryota; Metazoa; Chordata; Actinopteri; Perciformes; Sebastidae. The record is from RefSeq and is a predicted model, not a curated record. Bases 555 to 9266 code for a protein of 2903 amino acids. Gene Ontology annotation, molecular function: 5'-3' DNA helicase activity; RNA nuclease activity; ATP hydrolysis activity.